AAUCAUGCUAGCUGGAAUAAUUGAAAUCCAUACAGCAAGCAGGUUAGCAGCAAAGUGAUGUUUUUGAGUCACCUACGGUAUGCACCGUGUGCUUCACUAUGCACAGCGUCGGACUGACAGUAGGGCGGAAACCGUGCGAAGGCAUUGCGCAGUUUGGGAGCUCGCAACACCUGACGUUUGAUGGGUAUGUAAUUAAAUGGGAGGGCGCCCCGAUACUCGAUACUGCUACCUCAAGGGUGGUAAUAGUACGACUCGCGAUAUCGCUUCACACCCUUAACCACCCAGCACGUCGUGGUGCAGUGGGGUGUCAGUUGUGGUUAGCGCCGUGAAAACAAUCGAUCGAUCGAUAACAAACAACAACACUCGCCAUGGAAAACCCACCUGCGGACGUUCCGAUGGACAACGGUGACAAAGAAGAUGCGAAAAUCGUCAAAACCAUCUUGCACGCCGGGACGCGGGUGGUACCUUGUCGUGACGGUACCAAGGUGAGGUUCCACUAUCAGACGAGGAAAUGCGACCCGGAGGGUACUCUGAUCGACGACAGCCGUGCCCGGCAGAAGCCGAUGGAGCUGGUGCUGGGCAAGAAGUUUAAGCUUGAGGUGUGGGAGUCGAUAGUGCAGCAGAUGGCGCUAAACGAGGUGGCCAAGUUUCGCUGCGACCGCUCCCUGGUGCAGCAGUAUCCGUUCGUUGCGAAGACCAUACGCGAUUCGGAGAAGGCACGCGAAGAACGGAAACACUGCUGCGGUAUGACGGUGCAGAACGAGGGCCUCGGCUACAAAGACUUGGAUGAGCUGUUUACUAACCCGCAGGAUCUCGAGUUCACCAUCGAGAUACUGUCGGUUGAGAGCGCAGGCGAAUACGAGCAGGAAUCAUGGCAGCUGAGUGACGCAGAAAAGCUGCAGCUUGUGGGGAAGCUACGCGAGCAAGGCAACCAAGCCUACAGCGAGCAGCGUUACACGGCCGCCCUCGACGCAUACUCCCGCGCAACCGGCAUCAUCGAGCAGUUGAUGUUGAAGGAAAAGCCUAACGAACCCGAGUGGUGCGAGCUGGCACAGCUGAAGGUUCCGUUGUUGUUGAAUUACUCACAGUGCAAGCUACUGGAGAAGGACUACUACGCAGUCAUAGAGCACUGCACCGAGGUGCUGAAGUACGACAUAAAGUGCGUGAAGGCGCUAUUCCGGCGCGGCAGGGCACACGCCGGGGCUUGGAAUCUGGACCGAGCCCGAGCCGACUUUGAGCGAUGCGCCCAGCUUGACGCCAGCUUGCGGAACGCAAUCACCAAUGAGCUGUCCAAGUUGCAGGAACAGGCCCGACUGCGAGACGUCGACGAUAGGCUGAAGUACCAGAAGCUUUUUCCACCGCUAACCCCAGCUCAAUGAUUUUAAGCCAUUGUCUAAAUUUCGUUCCUGCCCUUCCUUCCCUGUUGCCAAGUUCCUUCCGUUUGCUGAUACCCUGAUCCUAGCACCGCUGACCUGCGUUACGUUUCUCGUUUAUAAAUCAUUUUUAUUUUAACUUAUGAAUAUUUAAAGAAACACGCAUGCUGUACGCAAUAUGUAUUACGGCAUAGCUGCAAUGUUUGGUACCUCACAGCAAUAGGUGUACAACUCUAACAUCUUUGUACAUUUACGUUUUUUUAAUGUUUAAACUUCUUGCAUAUUUAUUACUAAUUGUGAAACGGUUUGCGCAAAAAAAAUGUUUUAAAUAGUCUUAGUGAAAAUAGUAAAAAUAAACCUUCUACGUAGAGCUGCACACACGUAGA
Molecule: messenger RNA, 1759 nt
Organism: Anopheles cruzii
Lineage: Eukaryota; Metazoa; Arthropoda; Insecta; Diptera; Culicidae
Product: AH receptor-interacting protein-like
Exons: 3
Coding region: 369-1379 (336 amino acids)
Molecular function (GO): protein binding; peptidyl-prolyl cis-trans isomerase activity
Source: RefSeq, a predicted model, not a curated record